Molecule: messenger RNA, 4275 nt
Organism: Brassica rapa (field mustard)
Lineage: Eukaryota; Viridiplantae; Streptophyta; Magnoliopsida; Brassicales; Brassicaceae
Source: RefSeq, a predicted model, not a curated record
UUAAAAGGCUGUGUGCCUUUAUUAAAGAACAAUAGAAAACGUUUUUGAUUUUUGUUUUUAAUUAAAAACUUCAAAUUCUUAUAUUUCGAUUUCCUUAAUUCUUGAUACACGCCAUGACUUCAUACCGGUCAGUAUACUCGGGUCUAUAUGAUUCGAUUAAAGUAAGGAGACUUCUUUUAAGUAUAAGAUCAUAAUAGGGACUCGUUCAAACUCACAAUUAAUGACAUGACUGGUUUUUUCCGCUAUCAUCCGCAAACACAGUUCUUGCAGUUAAUAGUUGUUGUUGGCGUUUUACAACAAUCACAAAAAACUGCUAUAAAUCGCUAUAAAUCACCCUGAAUUUCUAAAAUUUAAAAAUUGGUUGAAGCUAGCGUUUACGAUUGCGGAAGGAUAAAAUAUAUUUUCUUUAAAACUAUAUAAAUAUAAAAAUAUUUAGUUAAAAUUUAAUAUUUAAAUAUUAGUAUAUAUUUUUAAUUUAUAUUAUAAAACUUUGAAAAAAUAAUAUUCUAUAAUUUUUUUAAAACAAUAGUAUAAUUUUAUAAAUAUAAUUUUUAUAUUUAUUAUAAUAAUUUAGUUUUUGUAUUUUUAUAAUCAUAUAAAAAAUAAAUAUUAUUAAUUUAUUUAUUUAACUACUGCUGCGUUUGGUAGUUAACUAUUAAAAAGUAUUCCGUAAACACACUAAUUUUUAACCGAUGUACCAGUUGUAUAAAUCUCUUAAUAAAGCUUAAAAUUACAAUCAUCUGCAAACGUCCACAACCGCAUCUGCAAAAGAUGCAAUUACACCAGUCGUAUCCUAAGUCACAAUCAGAAUAAUAAAGUGGAGCAAUACAACACGGUAAGCAAAUACGAAUGCAAUUUGUAAAACCUUAACAUUUUAUUUUCUAAUAAUAUAUACAUGCAUUGCAGAAAAUAAACUAAAAAUCAACCUGAAAUCUUCAGAGCUAAUACAUCACAAUGUAAACCCUAACUGGAGCAUUACAUGACAAAGCUCGCCAAAUAACCCCCACAACGAAAUAUCAGAAAGUAAAGUAGCCAUAAUUGACUUUACCCAAAAAUAGACUUGUUUUUUACUUUACCAAAAAAUACUAAUUAGACAUAUUGAGUGGAAAUAGAAUCCAUAUAUACACAUGGAUAUAUGGACGCAACGCAUUAUGACUAGAUGCACAUGAAAGGAAAGAAAUUGGCAACGUGAGGCUAAGUCUUUGUACAACAAGAGAAUCUUGCUUGCUCUGAUGAUGUUUGAGUCAUGAAUGAAUUAUCAUUGAUUUUUGAGUCAUGAAUGAAUUAUCAUUGAUUUUUGAGUCAUGACGCGUUGUGAUGAUGUUUAAGUUUAAGUCAUGAGUCAGUUUUCAUUUUCGUUGCAAAUGUAACCACUAGAAAUUAUCUAUUUUCUUAGUUUAUAAAAAAUAUGAGGAAUUAACUCCUAUAAAUUAAGAAAAAAAAAUCGUACAAACAUAUAUCUACUAAGAUUUUUAUUUUUGAGAAAGGGGUUACUAUAUAUAUCUACAAAGAUGUUGAUAGGAUAAUAUAUAGUACUACAUUAUAACAAUGUUUGAGAAAUAAUUUUUUUUAUAGUACAAUAAAUUAUAAACAAUGUUUACUUUGCAUAUAUCUCAUCAACUAUUUACAAUAUUUCCAUCUCUUUCAAUCCUGCAACAUAAUAUUUUUAAUUAAUUGGACCCAAAAUUGUUUAUUUAUUUAUUAUGUGUAUUAAAGUUUUUGGUCAAAGUGGAUUUUUCCUAAUUUUAGAGUUUUUAAGUGAUUUAGUAAAUGAGCAAGAUUUGUUCCUGGAAAUUUUCAUUUAGUAUUCUAAUAGAUGGUCUUCCAACCAUGUUGGCACCAAAUAUUAUGUACAUAUACUUUUGUAAGAUUCAUGUACCUAUACUUUUAUAUGAAACUAUAUACAUAUAUAUAUAGAGAUAAUUAAUAUUUUCACAUAUUUCUAGUAUACAAUAUUCAUGAUCGUUUACUAUAACUAUUUUAUAUUUAUAUCAUUUUUUGUAACUGCACUUUGCAUUCAUUUAUCUACCAAAAUGAGACAACAUUUUACAAUACAGUUUUGAGAAACAUCUAGUAUGACUUGCAAUUAGCUAUUUUCUUACUUAUAUUUAUAUAGAAAUUAUGUAUUACGUUUAGCUAAUAUUAGGUUUGCUUUUCUAAGAAAUUAAUAAGUUAACAUACGUUUAAUUAUUCUUUUGUAAGAGAGUGUAUUUCAUUCAAUGCAAAAAUAUAUUGGAAGAAAUAUUGUUCUUUUAUGGUUUUUAUAGACUUUUCUGUCAAAUUAAUUUUAUUUAUGGUUUGAUUUACUUCUGAGUGGUCUUUAUAUAUUUUAAAUGAAUUUAAAAUAUAUAUACUUUUUGGUCAAAAAGCUAUAUAUACUUGUUUACUUUUAUAAUUUGUUAGUUUGGUAAGCUUUUUUUUAACCAGGAAAUUUAUAUAAUUUUUCAAUGAUUUUUAUAUGUAGAUUUUGUUAUAUUUCUUGUAUUUUAUUUUCAAAAGUCAACAUAAAUAUUUUAGAAAAUAGUUAAAAUUUUCAUUUAUAUUUUUUUUUGUACAAUUAAUAUUUUUAUAGUGUAAUUUCUAGUGAUUUAUGAUUUUAUGGAUUUAUCGAUACUAUUUUAGUUUAUAUGAUUGAUUUAGAUUUUAAUGGGUGAAUUUCAUAAUAAGAUAAAUAGUAUUUUUCCAUAGUAAAAUUAAAUUUAGAUUAUUGACAAAAACUUAUAAUUUGUACUUUGAAUUAUAUUUAACAAGACUAUUAAAUCAUUUAGAUUACUGGCAAAAGUUUAUUUUACAAUACCAAAGAUUGAUUAGUGUUGUUUUCAUAUAGAAAAAGGGUUAUUAAUGUUACUUCUUACAAAUUAUUAUAUAUACUAAUCCAAUUAUGUCCAAAAUUGUUUUCAAAUGCUUAAGACACACUAAUACUUCAAUAUUAGUCGCAACCCUCCUAUCGAAUGAUGCUUAAUCAGAUCAUGGUUUUCUUAAUUUUCGGUAUGAUCAUACCAAUCGUAGUUGGAACUUUUCCGGGAAAGAGCAAACUUUCCGAUCUCCAUGAACAGGAAAUAAAACUACGGUUGAAACAACUCAACAAACCAGCCAUUAAAUCCAUCCAUAGUCCAGAUGGAGAUAUAAUUGAUUGUGUAUGGAUCUACGACCAACCAGCUUUUGAUCAUCCUUUAUUCAAAAGCCACACCAUUCAGAUGAGGCCAAAAAGUAACUGGAUAAGGGACAAAACAGGAGGUAAUAAGACAUACAUUAUACACCAAUUGUGGCGAACAAAAGGUGAAUGUCCUGAGAACACUAUUCCCAUCAGAAGAACAACAAGAGAUGAUCUUAUAAGAUCGGGCUCCAUCAAAAACUAUGGAAGAAAGAGUCCACCACCAACUAUUUAUCACACUGACGGCGUUCAGACCGAGGAAGUUCAUGAGCAUACGUGUGUGUACGUGGACUAUGGUCAGUUCCAUGGCAGCAAGAGUCGUAUAAGUAUAUGGAAACCAAAUGUUCUACGGACGAGAGAGUUUAGUUUAGCUCAAACAUGGGUCGUCAAUGGAGAUUGGGACACUGGUUUGAACACUUUGGAGUCUGGUUGGCAGAUCUUGCAUGCUUUGUAUGGUGACAAGAACCCAAGACUUUUCGCCUAUUGGACGGGCGAUACAUACCAAGAAACAGGAUGUUACAAUCUUGACUGUCCAGGCUUUGUUCAAGUAAGCAGACACAUCUCCCUCGGUGCAGCUCUCAACACUUUCUCAACUUACAACGGUGAACAAUACGACUUCCUUCUAACUAUUGAGAAGGAUCAAGAAACUGGACUUUGGUGGUUGAAGUUUGAGACAUACCUUAUAGGGUACUGGCCAAGCUUUAUAGUCCCCAAGCUAGCAGUGUCGGCACGAAAGAUCGUAUGGGGAGGAGAGAUUGUAUAUUACACUAGAGGCCAAGGGACACACACGCUUACGCAAAUGGGGAGUGGCCAUUUUGCAGAGAAAGGGUUUAGGAAGGCGGCUUAUUUCAAUAGCUUAGAGUACAUUGAUACAUCUAACUAUCCGAUCACACCCUCUCCACAACAUCUUGAAGCUGCUGUGACUCGUCCUGAAUGCUAUAACCUUAUGGUUGGCUCUAGCCAGAGGUGGGGAACUUACUUUUUCUAUGGUGGACCUGGUCGCAAUCCUCAGUGUCCAUGAACCUAGAUUAAGCCAAAACUAAAAUAUUUUAUAGAAAUGUAAAAUAUAUAAAAUAAAUUCGCUAGUCUUUUAGACAAGGCCUAAUUAACUUCUAAUAAUU